AUGAUAAUUGAAGUAUUCAGCGACAUGGUUACAGUUUGGAUCUACAAGUGGCCGAUGGGUCUUGCUUUGUUGAUACUUUCUGCGGCCUUGUUCACGUACAUGAUCACCAUUCAUUCUUCAUGGAAACUGUUCACCAAGGAUCAAGAUGGCAGAGAGCCCCCGACUGUGCCGUACUGCAUUCCAUAUUUGGGCAGUUUUCUCGGGUUUGUGAGUAACAUGGAUGGGUUUAUCGAAAACGCUAGCCGCCACUUUGGCAGAAAUGUUCCCUUCGCAGUUAAAUUAGGACCAUUCAAGGCGUUUGUGGUGCAGAAGCCUGAGUACCUGUCUCAAAUACUCAAUGCUGGCCGAACCCUUACCAACAAGCCCUACAUCGCACCUGCGAUGAGUCAACUAUUCGGAACACCGAAAAGCAUGAUUUCGUUCUAUCGCGACGACAACAGUGGCGUGGGAGGGACACCACUUCCUGGGACCGACCGACCAGCUCACCAGCGCGUCUGGGCGCACCACCAUCAUUCAGCAUCAGUGUAUCUCAGCGGUGAUAGUCUGCGAUUCUUGGGAGAUCGAUUCAUCAGCGUGCUUAGUGAGGCACUCUCCACGGGCGUGCCGAGCGACCCCGUCGACUCAGGCAAGUGGGUGGAACUACCCGAUUUUUACCUUUGGUGGAGAAAGCGCGUUUUUCGAGCUUCAGUGGAGGCCAUGUUCGGGCCACACCUCCUUCGCAUCUAUUCGCGCCUGGAAGAGGACUUCUGGAUAUACCACACUGGGAUCCCUAAGAUGCUCAAAUUCUACCCCAGGUUCCUCUGGCCAGAGCCUUAUGAAGCCCGUGAUAGGAUCCUGGACGGCCUCGAGCGAUGGCACGAUUUUGCCCGAGAGCACUCCAAUCCUCAUCUCGCCACCGACGACGAGCGGCCAGAUGACGAGUACUGGGGCUCCGCAUGGAUCCGCUACCGCUAUCGCUGGGGCCAGAAUACAAAGAUUCUCGACAGGCGGGCCCUUGCCGCCGAGGACUUGACCAUGUUGACCGCAGCAAAUGCAAACGCCAUCCCCAUGGCCUUUUGGUACUUGGCACACAUACACAGCGAUCUAGAGCUUCGGGAACGCGUGUUGAAUGAGCUACAUCCAACCCCGAUCAUCAACAAAGGGCCGAUCAACUUCGAGCUGGCCAGGAUACUGAACGCACCACUGAUACAGUCCGUAUUCGCCGAGGUCCUACGCCUAUACGCAUCGUUCCUGCUCACGCGGAUGGCGGACGGCCCGGACCCACAGGACACAUACCUAGGCCCAUGGAAGAUCGAUCGUCGUGGGAUUCUGGCUCUGUCAACGGCGUCUGCGGCGCGUAACACCGAGGCAUGGGGCGAGGAGAGGACCAGGGAGCCGCUCAACAGCUUCUGGGCUGAGCGCUUCCUUACUCGCGGCAAAUUCUCCUUGGAAAGGCUGUCCGGUGCCUGGAUACCUUUUGCCGCUGGUACCCUCAUGUGUCCUGGCCGUCACUUGGCCAAGCAGGAGAUCAUUGGCAGUGCCGCUGUGUUUGCAGCCUACUUUGAAUUGGAGAUGCUUGACCCAGUGCCGCCAAUGGAUAGCUACCACUACUAUGGGAUGGGAACACAACCGCCUGCCAAGCCUUGUAGAGUGCGUAUUAGACGCAAGGUUGGCGCGAAGAUGAGUUAG
Molecule: messenger RNA, 1668 nt
Organism: Diaporthe amygdali
Lineage: Eukaryota; Fungi; Ascomycota; Sordariomycetes; Diaporthales; Diaporthaceae
Exons: 4
Coding region: 1-1668 (555 amino acids)
Molecular function (GO): oxidoreductase activity, acting on paired donors, with incorporation or reduction of molecular oxygen; heme binding; iron ion binding
Source: RefSeq, a predicted model, not a curated record